CCUCCCUUUGCCAACGCCUGGUAAUUGGGUUAGGCUGAGCCGGGAGGGAUCCUUGUACGUUGUAGCCUCAUUCUCCGGGCUGUCUCCUCUCCCCCCCUCUCUUUCCAGCGCCGGCCAGCGGCUCGCACGGUGAGGAGGAGCGGUGCAAGGUUUCUCUGCCUGCUUGUGCUUUGCUGCCACCUAAAACUCCUCACUUGAUCCCCAUCCCAACUGUCCUUUCACCAGGGUUUUGUUUCUCCUCCUCUUUGCGCUUAAACACACUCAAGCCAUGGCAGACAGAACCGAUAUGAUCCAGAAGGCCAAACUGGCAGAACAAGCAGAGCGUUACGAUGAUAUGGCGGCCAACAUGAAGGCUGUGACGGAAUGCGGAGACGAGUUGUCCAACGAAGAAAGGAACCUUCUUUCCGUGGCCUACAAGAACGUGGUUGGUGCGCGGAGAUCCGCUUGGAGGGUCGUCUCCAGUAUUGAGCAGAAGACUGAGAGCUCGGAUAAGAAGCAGCAGCUGGUCAAAGAGUACAGGGAGAAAAUAGAGAGUGAGCUCAAGUCUAUAUGUGAAACUGUUCUGACUCUGCUUGACCAGUUCCUGAUCCUCAAAUCGACCCAAGCGGAGAGCCAAGUGUUUUACCUGAAGAUGAAGGGGGACUACUACCGAUAUCUGGCAGAGGUGGCCAGUGGAGAAGACAGAAGCCGUACAAUUCAAGACUCUCAAGAAGCUUACCAGGAAGCAUUCGACAUCAGCAAGCAGAAAAUGCAGCCAACUCAUCCCAUCCGCUUGGGUUUGGCCCUGAAUUUUUCAGUCUUCUACUAUGAAAUUCUUAAUAGUCCAGAAAAGGCCUGUUCACUAGCCAAGACCGCAUUUGAUGAAGCAAUUGCAGAGCUUGACACCCUCAACGAAGAAUCCUACAAAGACAGCACCCUUAUCAUGCAAUUGCUUAGAGACAACCUAACAUUAUGGACCUCGGACGCUGCAGGAGAAGAAAACGACGCAGGGGAGCAAGCCGAAAAUAACUAACUCAUGCAGCAGGCACCUGUCCCUUUUUACACGUCUCCAUUCCUAAUCGCUCCACAUGGAUUUUCUAUAGCACAGAAAGUCCAUCCAUGUGUAACGGAAAUAAGGUUUAUAGUCUCUUCACACUGCAGCUUUGGGAGAACUCCAUUCCCCCUUUUUUUUUUUUUUUUCUUUUUUUUUUUCCCCUCAUGUUUUUGUGCGGUUACUGCUGUAGAGAAGUAUUAAUGGUUUCACCUCAUGUAAAAAAGAAAUUUAAGAGAAAUAUGCACAUAAGUUUCUAUCAAACUCUUAUGUUGGAGAACUUUCUAGUAUUUAAAUUUAAAAAAAAUGGAAAAAAAAUUGGAACCACCAGUUUCUGCAAAAGACUUUCUGUGUAUUAUAAUGUAAAAUGUAUGAAAGAAAUGUAGUUAACUGCUAACAGCCUAACUGGGUUGUAUUGAUUAUAAUUUUCCCUGAAAUAUCACUUGUUUUGUUGCAUAAAUAUUUUCUUUAUCUGAAAAUCCUUUAUUCUAUUCCCCCCCCCUACACCUUUUAUAAAUGUCCAAAUUGUGUGUCCUGGGGUGGUAAAGGUCCUUUGCAAAUUUGGGGUGCACUUACAGAAUUAAAUAGCUGGCAGAAUAUAACCUAUUCUACCUAGCAACCACUGGAUCAUUGCAUCGGAGGCUGUGGAUAACAAAUAUGGAAUUCUCUAAUAUUUUAUUCUUUUUGCUGCUGUUCAGUUGACAAACCUCUGCCUACUCCAAUAAAUCUUCAUUACACUCCUGG
Molecule: messenger RNA, 1774 nt
Organism: Pseudophryne corroboree (corroboree frog)
Lineage: Eukaryota; Metazoa; Chordata; Amphibia; Anura; Myobatrachidae
Gene: YWHAQ
Product: tyrosine 3-monooxygenase/tryptophan 5-monooxygenase activation protein theta
Exons: 6
Coding region: 269-1012 (247 amino acids)
Biological process (GO): intracellular protein localization; signal transduction
Cellular component (GO): cytoplasm
Source: RefSeq, a predicted model, not a curated record